Pogona vitticeps (central bearded dragon) is the source of this 2384-nucleotide messenger RNA. The record is from RefSeq and is a predicted model, not a curated record. NCBI's taxonomy places the organism in Eukaryota, Metazoa, Chordata, Lepidosauria, Squamata, Agamidae.
GCAGCAGGGAGGGGUUUGAAGUUGGCAGGAAACCCUGUUGGGUUGCCUUCGCUGCUUUAGAACUGUUUGUGGUCAAGCCAGUACUGAGAACGAGCUUCUAGCGCCCGUCUGUGCAAAGCGCUCAGGGGACAGGAAACCAGCACCUCGGCAGGUGGCAGGAGGGAGAGAAAGAGAGGCUUAAAGAAAGAGAGAAAAGGGCGUCUGUUUGUGACUCCCCCCCCCCCACGGGGUAGAGGGCUCUGUCCCCACUCCCAAACAAAAAAAUGGAUUAACUCUACUGUAUGGGAAGAGAAAGGGCCUUCCCUCCUUUUCAAGACGUAGGAACCGCAGAGAACCUGCUUCUUCCCAUUGCCCCCAUCGACAGACAUUAUGGGUAACUGUUGCAGUUUAGAUUAUGAUGAUGACUGGCUUGAGGAUAUUGACAUUUGUGAAGUAUGUCAUUACCCCAUUGACCCAUCAACCAAGCCCCAGAGACUGGCUUUAAAUGGCUCCGAGGCGUACAACCCUCUGUUAUCUUCUGAAAUGGAUCCUCCUCCCAGUUCACCUCUUCAAGAUAAACUGGUUGUUGCCCUCUACGACUAUGAAGCAAACCAUGAGGCCGAUCUGGUGCUCCGGCGGGGAGAACAGCUGCGGAUCUUGGAGGAAUCCGGGGACUGGUGGAAAGCGCAGUCUCUCACCACAGGAAAAGUGGGCUACAUCCCGUCCAGCUUUGUCGCGAAGAUGAACAGUCUGGAACAAGAGCCCUGGUUUUUCAAAGCCCUCAGCAGAAAGGAUGCUGAACGGCAGCUCCUGACCCCGGGCAACACACAUGGCGCUUUCCUCAUCCGAGAAAGUGAAUCCACCAAAGGUUCCUUCUCCCUCUCCGUGCGUGACUUUGACCAGAACCAAGGAGAAGUCGUGAAGCACUAUAAGAUCCGCAACAUGGACAACGGCGGGUUUUACAUCUCCCCUCGCAUCACCUUUGACAGCCUGCACAGCCUGGUGGAGCAUUACAUGAGCAGGAGCGAUGGGCUUUGCACCCAGCUCGGCAAACCCUGCCAGACGCAGAAGCCACAGAAGCCGUGGUGGCAGGAUGAAUGGGAAGUCCCUCGGGAGACCCUCAAGCUGGUGGAGAAACUGGGCGCCGGGCAGUUUGGAGAAGUCUGGAUGGGUUACUACAAGGGCCACACCAAAGUAGCCGUCAAGAGCCUGAAGCAAGGAAGCAUGUCGCCCGAGGCCUUCCUCGCCGAAGCCAACCUGAUGAAGAAGCUGCGGCAUCCUCGGCUGGUGGCCCUCUACGCCGUGGUGACUCAGAAGCCCAUGUACAUCAUCACCGAAUACAUGGAGAAAGGUCAGGCGGCCCCGAGGGGAGGGAAUGACACUCUUAACAGAGAGAGAUUUCUAACCAGCCUGCUGUUUUCUCCCACAAAGGUAGCGGAAGGAAUGGCCUUCCUGGAGAAGAAGAAUUAUAUCCAUCGUGACUUGAGAGCAGCCAACAUCUUGGUCUCGGAAACGCUGUGCUGCAAGAUUGCCGAUUUUGGCCUCGCCCGGCUGAUAGAGGAUGAUGAGUACACAGCUCAAGAGGGAGCAAAGUUUCCCAUUAAAUGGACAGCCCCAGAGGCUAUUAAUUAUGGGACAUUUACCAUCAAAUCAGAUGUUUGGUCAUUUGGAAUCCUGUUGACCGAGAUCAUCACCUACGGCCGGAUCCCUUACCCAGGAAUGAGCAACCCAGAAGUCAUACAGAAUUUGGAGCGCGGCUACCGCAUGCCGCCACCGGAAAACUGUCCAGAGGAGCUGUAUAAACUGAUGCUGCAGUGCUGGAAGGACAGUCCAGAGCAACGGCCAACGUUUGAGUUCCUGAAAGGGGUCCUGGAAGACUUUUUCACAGCCACCGAAGGGCAAUACGAGCAACAGGUGUGAGGAAGGUGACGGCUGGCUGGCGAACGAUGGGACCCCCUGGAUCAUUCCUUGGCCACGGCUUAACAAGGAGCCCCAUCGUCCCCUAAAGGCGCCCAAUGCAUCCAGAGACCUUUUGAGAGUGGGAACUUUUUUUCCACUCCUUUAUCCCAAAUGUCUGUUGGGUAUAGAAUAGGGACUGCUGCUGGUAUUUACGUGAAAUUGUUAUUGUUCAUUCUACUAGAGAUACAAAUUUCAGGACUGAGAUUUCUGAGCCCCGGGAUCAAGAUAAGCCCUUACUUGUACCCUUUUGAUGUUUGACGUAUAAGAAAUGGAAAAAGAGUUUCAACAGGCAUGGAAGGCAUCUUCUGUGGUUAGAACACCCAUCCUCUUGUCUCUCAGCUCUGGUGGUUUCUCAGCGGACUCUAUAGAGUUAUUUUGUCGUUGACUUGCGUUGUCUGUAAAGUGUAUCAAUGAUGGUGUAUAAAAAUGUUCAACAGCCCAAAGCA